Strongylocentrotus purpuratus (purple sea urchin) is the source of this 4456-nucleotide messenger RNA. RefSeq names its product zinc finger and BTB domain-containing protein 17. Gene Ontology annotation, molecular function: DNA-binding transcription factor activity, RNA polymerase II-specific; RNA polymerase II transcription regulatory region sequence-specific DNA binding. Lineage: Eukaryota; Metazoa; Echinodermata; Echinoidea; Camarodonta; Strongylocentrotidae. The transcript is spliced from 5 exons. The record is from RefSeq and is a predicted model, not a curated record. The coding region runs from base 2574 to 3254 and encodes 226 amino acids. Gene Ontology annotation, biological process: regulation of transcription by RNA polymerase II. Gene Ontology annotation, cellular component: nucleus.
AACACACACACACAACAGAAAAAGCGUUCGUCGCAUCGCGUCUGUGAUUAAGGCUAAACGCGUGUCUACGUAGUCUAUAUUGUAUCUGAAGCUACGGGAUAUCGACCUAAAUUUUCAACGUAUUUUGCAGUUUUGCAGCUUUUUUCAACCUGGUUGAUGCGAAGCUGAGAAAGCAAAAUGAGUGCAAAAGAGAAAGAAGACGAUUCGCAGUUUCGCUGCAUGCUGUGUGACUACACGGCGACCUCGAAGAGUGAGAUUGGCAAUCACUUCCUGACAGAUCACAUGGAAGCCUACGUUUCUCCAAUCAAAGAAGAGGGCAAGACCGUGAGCACAAAUGAUUCUAAAGAGCCAGACGGUGAAAAAGAAAUGGAGGAAAAAGCAGGCGAAGAAAUAGGAGAAGACGAGGAAAAUCUGGCUGAAGAAGUAGAAGAGAAGAGACCAGCCCCCAGACCGAGGGGACGUCCACCGAAGAAGCGGAACCAGAAACCUAUCAAGAAACAACCAUACUACUACAUUGAAGAGGUAGAGGUGAAAGACGAGGGGGAAGAAACAGGGGAAGGGGAAGAAGAGCCCAAGGAAUUUGGACGAGGAAUGAGGAGGAGGAAGAAGGCUAUUCCAAGGCAUAUUUGCGAUACGAAUUGGAUGACGACGAAGAAUUCAUGGAAGAUGAGGAUUACAAUGAGAAUGAAGAGAGGAACGUAUUGCCGAAGAAAAGGGUUCCAACGAUCCCGCCAAUAGUAAUGAAGGGGAAAAGGGGAAGACCCGGAGUAGUGGAUCACAAGAGAAGGGCAGGCAAGAUGAAGGGAGUCCUAAAUUAAAGACGCCAAAGAUCUUCAAAAAGACACCGACGGUGUCUAAAUUGCCUCUGUCUGAUAAGGUGAUUGAGAGAAUUCUCGAUGAUAGGGUAAAUGAGUGGUACUUGGUGUUCCAAGAGAAGCACGUGUUGCCGAUUCCCUGCCCAUUCGAUGGUUGCGCACUUGACGUCACUCAGGCUGAACUCGAUGUCCACCUUCAAUGCCACGCUGCAAAUUUAGAAGGCUUUCGUUGCCCCAUCGACGAGUGUAAUUUCCUGUGUCCUCAUUGGUCUAAUAUGCGUGUUCACUACCGAAAAAACGCACGAACCGACGUUUUACAGGCUACUUUGCGAUCUUGACGGAUGUGCCAUGGUCUUCCCCCGAAUUGACAAGAAGUCCAUUCAUAUCCAUGUCACCAGGAAGCAUCUUCGUCCUGAAUUGCACGAUGAGCUGUCAAGCAAGGAUUUCAACAUAGAGAAGUACGAAAAAUACAUCUCCAUUGUUAAAGCCGAAGAGGCAGACUUGAUGAAGCAGGUUGGGGAACAGGCUGAAGAUGAUGAAGGAGAGGCAGGGACAUCUCUUGGAGAGCACUCUAAUGUUGUACAUGUACAGCAGAUGAGUGCCGUGGAGCAGCUCGAAACGGAAUCGGAUUUCGACACGGAAAAUUCAAGGCUCAAGAAGCGAGGCCGUCCUCGUGGAUCUACCAAGGCCGCCAAACUGGCUAGAAUCGCUGCCGGGGAAGUAUUCGAGAAGAAAGGGAAGAGAGACAAGAAAGGCAAGGGCAAACGCUCGUUCCAAAGAGUCAUGAACAAUGUUUCUUUCUUCUGCGACGUGUGUGGUGGAAAAUACAAAUCGGAGCAGGCGGUUUUCGAUCACAAAACCCUCCAUUAUCGUGAUGAGAAUUGCAAUGUGCUCCGCUGCACAGAAUGCACAGAAUACAGCACUGAAGAGUCUUCUGAGUUGCGGGAGCAUGUGGCUUUGAGUCACAAGAGCCUCCUGCAUCUGCAUCGCUGUGAUGAGUGUCAAUUCUCAACCAAUCGCUACCAUGAUCUCAAGAAGCACAUUCUCGUCCAUUCGGGCAGCAAGGACUACAUGUGCGAUAAGUGCGGCACCUGUACCACCACGGCUUACAAUCUCCGAGUCCACUGGCGUCGCUACCACGCUCCUGAAUCGGAGAAGAAUGUCAAGUGCUUCGCUUGUGACUACAUGUGUGCUGAUAAUGGCAUUUUAAAGGAGCAUAUUCGGUCCAAACACGGACUAAUGGUGUAUGGCAAGGACUUUGACAAUGCUCGCCACUGCCGACAUAUGCCUGUUCACAGUGCGACUACAUCGGCCGCAAGAAAUCCAGUCUGGCCUACCACAUGCGCAUCCACACAGAGAACCGACAGUUCAAGUGCCACAUCUGCCCCUACGCCAGUAAAACCAAGAACAACCUCUUGCUUCACAUCCGCACACACGAGGGGUUGCAGCCGCUGAAGUGCCCGAAUGUGACUUCAGAGGUGCAACGAACAAGAUCAUCUCGGAGCAUGUGAUGUGCAAGCAUGCCCGCGUCCGCCCGUACACCUGUAAAAUAUGUGGUUGGACCUCGUCCUAUCACGGAAACAUGUGGAAACACGUGGAGACGCAUCGCCGUGAGCUGGGUGACGCGAUGCCCGAAGAACCGGUCAGCGUCAUCUCGACGGAAGGACACUUGGUUGCCGCUCCGCUCAAGGCUCCGACCCUCAAGAAGCGAGGGGGAGGGGGAUCGACGUCGCCGUCCAGCGCGUCGAAGUCGCCAAAAUGAGAAUAAAGCGAAGCAGUCGCCCACGCUACGAAGAGAUGCAAGUCACGGUCGAGACCCAGGUGCAUGAUGACAGCAUGAAGGAAGGCGUAGUGAUUCAGCUACCAGUAUCUACCGUUUUGGAUGGCCAGACCAUUACCCUUGCAGAAGGCAUCAGCGAAGAGGCAGCUAUGGGAGCAUCAGCCCUGAGUCGCCUAUCCCAAGGGGGCGAGAUCACCGUCCGUGAGGUUCAUUUCUUACAAGGUGGAGACAACCAGCAGCAGCACCACGAGAUGAUCACGUACAACGUACCCCCAGUCGCAGUCACCCAGCAAAUCAUCGCCGGCGGAGAUAUGGGUCAUGUCAUCAGUGAGGCGCACUAUCAGCAACAGCAACAGCAGCUGCAGCAGGAGCAUGAAGUAGAACAACACCACUACGUUGAGGCCGGUCUUCAGACCGUUCAGGUGGUGACCUCUCAUCAGGACAACGGGGUUCCUAGAGCCGUGACGGAACAGGUGGUGCACGCCAUGCCGCACCCUCAAGACCACCACCAGGAUCAUCAUCAGGAUCACAGAGGUGCCGAUCAAAACCAGGAUCAGCCUGUCGUGCACCAGCUCAUUCCGAUGACUCUGCCACACGAGGCAGAGCUAGUCAUGAGCAUGAUGCAGGCACACCAAGCAAGUAUCUCUCAGUCGCAGUAACCUACCACCAAGAUAUUUGCAAAUCUAGAGGGGGUGCAGGGCCCAUGCAUCCCUUUAUUUCAAAAUCUUGUAACCACCACUGCUAAACAAGGGAAGUAGUUUAGAUUUGCACUCCGAAUGGGUAAAUAAAUACGAUUCUCGUUGUACAUACAAUCAGUCUCCUCAUCAUAAAGGAUUGAUUUCUUAGAGCUGCCAGUUACACAUGUACAUAAUUAUCAUUCCUUCCAUGCGAAGGCAAGUACAGUAGCCAUUUUUGGAAGUAGUGAUUAAUUAAAUUUGUGUGAUCUUACACUUUGAAUGUAACCUGAAAUACAUACAUGAUUAAAAGGAAUUACACAGGUUUGUGUACAAUUGAUGAUACAUGUAUGCUACAAUUAAAUUAUUCUUCCAUUUCGACUUUAUGUGUUAAUCUAAAGUAGAAGUUUUUACUGUAAGGUUUGUUUAUAAGAAUACUAAGUUUUGUGUCUUUGUAUUUCUUAUCUUAUCCUUGUUAGUUUUUUAAAAGAGGGAACAAAAAGAAUUUUGUUUUUUCUUUCCCUUAUCUGUUGAUUCCAUUGUUAUAAAAGUUGCGUUUGGAGUUUGGCGUAGAUAUCAUGUCAUGUUAUCUCAAGUACCUAAAUGUGCCACUUUGUUUCAGCCUUUUCGCAACAAGAUAAAUGAUUUUGAUUGUUGAUAUCCCGUUUGAAGUCAUUGUUACAUUGUGUACUUGAUAAAUGUGAAUGCUGUACAGAGUGGGAUGAAGCAUUGUUGAAAGAAAGAAAAGACGAAGAUAGAGGAACAGAGAAUAUGUAAGGAAAGAAAAAGGAUGAAGAAAUGAUGAGCUGUAUAAUGUAUGCUGUGAAGUGAAAAGUAAUUCCAUAUCUUACAAGGGGAAAAAAAAGAAAUGGUGAUAAUAAACGUGGCUCUUCCAGUUUGAGUAAUAUUUCUCAUGUUCAUUUGCACAGAAAAUAUGUCAAUGAUGGUAGCAGUUAAAUGAAUUUUUAAAUCAUCUGAUUUUGUGAUUUUUAUACAUCCAGGAAUCUUCAAAAAACAUUAUUUCCUGUACCUGUUGUAUGCCUAUAUACAUGUAAUUUUCUUCAAUUCAUUAAACUGUGUUGUUUUGACGUGUCGUUUAUACCGUAUGAAGAUGGAUAUAACUCUUGCUUUUUGUUCAGAUGCUGGCUUGAUUACACAAAUAAACGCUUUCCAACUGCUUUACCUGA